Messenger RNA from Leptomonas pyrrhocoris, 285 nucleotides. RefSeq lists its product as hypothetical. The coding region runs from base 1 to 285 and encodes 94 amino acids. Lineage: Eukaryota; Euglenozoa; Kinetoplastea; Trypanosomatida; Trypanosomatidae. The record is from RefSeq and is a predicted model, not a curated record. The transcript has a single exon.
AUGCCCCUCUGCCUGGCUUCAUUAGUUGUUUCACCUCGUCCUAUAGUUUUAUCUUCUUUUUUUUUCUGCUCCCUCUUCGCACCUUUCCCUUCCCUUCCUUUCUUCUCUCUUUCUCUCUCGAUAUACGUGUAUGUGUAUGUACGUGUGUCAGCAGCCCUCCCGCCUCUUUUCUUCUCCGAUCGUUUUCGCGGUCUCGGAUGGGCGAUGCGGAGGGGGGGGGGGAAUCUUUCUGUACUCGCCCUCCCUGCCCGCGCAGUGGCGUUAGAGCUGAGAGAUACGUGUUGA